This is a messenger RNA of Lates calcarifer (barramundi perch), 1463 nucleotides long. RefSeq names its product leucine-rich repeat-containing protein 30. The record is from RefSeq and is a predicted model, not a curated record. Bases 289 to 1188 code for a protein of 299 amino acids. Gene Ontology annotation, molecular function: protein binding. Lineage: Eukaryota; Metazoa; Chordata; Actinopteri; Centropomidae. The transcript has a single exon.
CAGGCACUUGGUCUAGGAGACCAACUGCUGCUCAGUUACAGCAGCCUGCAACUUAACUCGGAAAAACCAAGCCAGGAUUCAAUGUAACUGCUGCCAAACACCAGGAGUUCUACAACAACCAGACACCACAGUGCCACUGGAGCUGAUCAUGUUCUGUGUGACUUGUUCAAGGACCCUGGAGAUCAAUGAGCAGCCAUUAUCCUUAGCAAUCCUCUCAAUGCUCCAAGUGGAGGUGAAUCAGCUAAUCGCCUUGUUAUAGACGAUAGAAUCAACGUCACUGUGAGGACGAUGGGUGGGAAGCAAUCUCGCAGUUUUUCCAACAAGGAGCUGAAUGAGGUGAAUAUGAGUCAACGGAGGAAGAGUGUUUUUAGAGACGACCAGCCCAGCCUAUCCUCGGCUGCUGAGAGGAUCCGUAGACACGCUACGGUGCACUUUGGUUACAGCACCCUGAGUCUAGCCAUGCGGGGGCUUGAUGAGACCCCAGCUGAGCUGUGGGAACUCAGAGAGCUUCAGAAGCUAAACUUGUCCAUGAACUGCCUGUGCUCUCUGCCUCCUGCCCUCAGUGCUCUGGACAAUCUGGUGAUCCUCAACCUGUGGGGCAACAACCUGUCUAGACUCCCACCAGAGAUUGGUCUCCUGAAGAAGCUGCGCGUGCUCUUUGCUUGUCGCAACCGCCUGAGUGAAGUUCCUGAGGAGCUGGGCUCCUGCACCUGUCUGGAGGUGCUCAGUCUGGCUAACAACCAGAUCACAGGCCUCCCUGGCAGCUUGGCAGCCAUGCACAAUCUGACUAAACUCAACCUUAGCCACAACCGCAUCUCUCACAUCCCCACCUGUGUCUACAGCAUGAAGGGUCUGGUCUUCCUCCACCUGGCCUGCAACCGUCUGGAGACGAUUGCGGACCAGAUCCAGGACUUGGUUAACCUGAAGAUCCUCAUCGUGGAGGGAAACAGUAUCCACACCCUGCCCAAGACUCUGUGUUUUCUUGAGUCUUUAGAACUCCUCAAUGUUGACUUCAAUGACCUACAAAGUGUACCAGUAGAAAUGUAUUUACUGAGCAGGCUCAGGAGGUUGGCAUGCCACCCGCUGGAUAAAGGACUUCAUAUUAUCCACAAUCCCCUCCUCAAGCCCAUUCAGGAGGUGCUGCAAGGAGGACUUAGCGCCCUCUAUAACUACCUCAAACCCACGUGAGGGACUAACACUGUGUGUAUGUGUGUGUGUCUAAAAGACUGUGUCGUAAUGAGACUUUGGCACAAAUAUGACCCCUGGCACGUGGCAGUCAUGCUCUAAGUCCCCUGUUACCACAGACUGACUGACAAAGAUAUUAUGACUCAAGACAGAUCGCUGUUACUCAGUGUUAAUAUUACAGGAUAUCUUCUGACUGACUGACAGAUUUAAGUUUUUUUAAUGUAAUAUAGAAGUUUGGAUAUAAAUAAAGAACUAGUAACUGCUGUGUGAUGUCUAAA